GCAAGGGGGGCGGCAGCAGCUUCUAAGACAGCCUCGCGAUGUCCUGGACUGGGUGGGAGCCACCCCGCUCAGGUCCAAUGCUCCCCAUGGUGACAGAGUGUGGGCCAGGUGUCCCUGCCAGCUCUGUUCCUCUCUGAGGCUGCAGACAGUGACCAGGCCUUGGCUGGUUCCCUGGAGCUCCUCGCCCUCUGGCUGCCCUUUCUUGCCCCCCUUGCUGUGUGUCCCUGCGAAAGUUCCUCCCCCUCUCUGGGCCUGGGUUUUCCCAUCAUGAACAUGGGAGCUGCCAUUCCUGCCUCGUCCUCUUCGCAGGGCUGUCAUGAGCAGAGGGAAAGCCCAGGUGUGUUUUGCACACUGUAAAGCCCCAAGCACCCACCGGAGGCUGGUUCUCAGCACAGUCGGUCCCCUCUCAUGGUCACUGGGUCCUGACGCCCCCUCUGCCCACCCAGGAUUGGCCAAGGGAGAAGCGGUGGACAGGUGUUUGCAGGAAGUUGGAGCAGCUGGGAUGAACGGAGCUAGAAACAGAGUUGGGUUUUCUCAUCCUGGAACAUGGCCCGCAGUCACCCCGAAGCUGCCUCCUCCGGAGGGGCGGGCCUUACCCCCCACCGCAAGCGGCCGAGCUGCAGCUGCGUCCUGUGUACCGUGCUGCUGUCCCUGGCCGUCCUGCUGGCCGUGGCUGUCACCAGCACCGUGUUCUUCCUGAACCACAUGCACGUGGCGGGCACGGCACUGCCACCCAUCGUGAGCACGGGGCCGGCGGGGGCCAACAGCGCACUGGUCACCGUGGAGAGGGCCGACAGCUCGCACCUGAGCGUCCUCAUCGACCCGCGCUGCCCUGACCUCACAGACGGCUUCUCGCGCCUGGAGGGGGCCCAGGCCUCUGUGCUGCGGGCCCUGGCCGAGCACCGCGCCCAGCCGGCGCUGGAUGGAGCCCCGGAGCGGGAGCUGCUGGACACCAUGGCUGACCAGCUGUCCCGGCUGCUGGCCCGGGCCUCAGAGCUGCAGGCUGAGUGCACCGGGCUGCACAAGGACCACGGCGAGUUGGGGCAGGGCCUCAGCGCCCUGCAGAGCGACCAGAGCCACCUCAUCCAGCUUCUUUCCGAGAGUCAGGGCCACGUGGCACACCUGGUGAACGCGGUCAGCGACAUCCUGGACGCCCUGCGGAGGGACCGGGGGCUGGGCUGGCCACGCCUCAAGGCUGACCUGCAGAGGGCGCCGUCCAGGGGCACCCGGCCACGGGGCUGUGCAGUCGGCUCCCGGCCCCGAGACUGCCUGGACGUCCUCCUGAGCGGACAGCAGGACGACGGCGUCUACUCUGUCUUCCCCACCCACUACCCCGCCGGCUUCCAGGUCUACUGCGACAUGCGUACGGACGGGGGCGGCUGGACGGUGUUCCAGCGCCGCCAGGAUGGCUCUGUGAACUUCUUCCGGGGCUGGGAUGCGUACCGGGAGGGCUUCGGCAAGCUGACGGGCGAGCACUGGCUAGGGCUCAAGAGGAUCCACGCGCUGACCACGCAGGCCGCCUACGAGCUGCACGUGGACCUGGAGGACUUCGACAACGGCACGGCCUUCGCCCGCUACGGGAGCUUCGGCGUGGGCUUGUUCUCGGUGGAGCCCGAGGAGGACGGGUACCCGCUCUCCGUGGCCCAGUACUCGGGCACC
Fukomys damarensis (Damara mole-rat) is the source of this 1659-nucleotide messenger RNA. RefSeq names its product fibrinogen C domain containing 1 (gene Fibcd1). NCBI's taxonomy places the organism in Eukaryota, Metazoa, Chordata, Mammalia, Rodentia, Bathyergidae. The transcript is spliced from 7 exons. The record is from RefSeq and is a predicted model, not a curated record. The annotation marks the transcript as partial.